CACCCCUUGUUAGUGAUAUGGAACGGGUGUGGUUCACACACCCUUUUCUUCUCACCUUGACAAUCGAAUAAUAAGCAACCGGACACUCACACCGCCUCGCUCAGAAACUGCAGUGCCGUUCGCCCUCUCCUGCACCGCGCCGGUCGACGUCGCUCCGGCCCGCCCCCGCCUCCCUCCUCCUCCUCCUCCUUCAGCGUCGAUCUUCAUCCGGCCUCGCCCACCGGCGCUCCUCCCCGCCCUGUCUCGCUGUCCUUCCGCGUCCCACCACAGCAUCAUUCGCCCGGUCGCGCCGGGCGCCCACCAGCUGCUCGUCGAAACGCCGCAGAGGCGUUCGACCGCCUCCACGCGUCCUCGGCUGCUCUCGCCCUCGCGGCGGCGGACCGGGUCCCAUGUCGCAGGCCAAGCGGUACGUGCUGCGCCUCUUCAUCUCGCUCAAGUACGUGACGGCCAACGUGGUGGACCGGCAGAGCGGCCGCGUCGUGGUCACCGCCUCCACCGUCGAGAAGCCCCUCCGGGACGGCCUGGAGUGCGGCCGCGCCUGCAACGCCAAGGCGGCCGCCGCCGUCGGCGAGGUGCUCGCCAUGCGCCUCCGGGUGGACGGCCUGGCCCACGAGCCCAUCCACGCCGACGCCGCCAAGGAGGUCGAGAAGAAGGGCUUCAAGAACCGCACCAAGGUCUGGGCCAUCCUCAACGCGCUCCGCAGCCACGGCGUCAACCUCCACGUCGAUGACGACGGCGACCAUAGGCGGCAUGUCUGACGAGCAUCAGUGCAGAUCAUGGUGGUCAGAGUGAACUCCUAAUGGUGCUAGAGCGCUGGAGAAAUGUUGCGGUAAUGGUGGAGCUGACGGCAUCGUGUCCCUGGCUCUUGAACGGCUUCCCAGAACCAAUAUCAUUUUCUGCAAACAAGUACUGUAGUGGUUUAGUCCGAGUUGUGGAAAUACGAAGCAAGUCACUCUCUGAACUUCUAAAAACUGUAAACCAAAUUCAGUGUUUGGGCCGGUAGCUUUAUCUGUUCCUUUGCAUGGUU
This is a messenger RNA of Triticum dicoccoides, 1027 nucleotides long. RefSeq lists its product as uncharacterized. Gene Ontology annotation, cellular component: ribosome. Gene Ontology annotation, biological process: translation. Gene Ontology annotation, molecular function: structural constituent of ribosome; 5S rRNA binding. The record is from RefSeq and is a predicted model, not a curated record. NCBI's taxonomy places the organism in Eukaryota, Viridiplantae, Streptophyta, Magnoliopsida, Poales, Poaceae. The coding region runs from base 390 to 758 and encodes 122 amino acids. The transcript is spliced from 2 exons.